Molecule: messenger RNA, 7455 nt
Organism: Nematolebias whitei (Rio pearlfish)
Lineage: Eukaryota; Metazoa; Chordata; Actinopteri; Cyprinodontiformes; Rivulidae
Gene: prrc2b
Product: proline-rich coiled-coil 2B
Exons: 31
Coding region: 224-6703 (2159 amino acids)
Biological process (GO): cell differentiation
Source: RefSeq, a predicted model, not a curated record
CGCUGCUCAUUCUCAGGCCGGGUAGGACCAAAAACCCUGCUAUCGGAGCAACCUAUGAAGAUUGGACUUUACAAUCGCAAUCCAUCUUCCGAAUAGACAACGUUUGUUGGAACUAUAUCACUCUCACUGAUAAGAAGAUAUUCCUAAAUUGUUUAAUCCGAAUCAGAAGGCACUGGGAAGAGGCGCAAAGAAAAAUUUUCAUACUCGAUGACAUUACAUCGAAAUGUCCGAUCGUUUGGGGCAAAUAACCAAGUCCAAGGAUGGGAAAAGCAAGUAUUCCUCACUCAGCUUAUUUGACAAGUACAAGGGAAAAUCAAUAGAAACUCAGAAAAAUACAGUAGUUCCACGACAUGGCUUACAGAGUCUUGGCAAAGUGGCCACAGCCCGGCGCAUGCCCCCACCUGCUCACCUGCCGAGCUUGAAGUCUGAAAACAAAGGAAACGAUCCCAACGUGAUUAUAGUGCCCAAAGACGGUACAGGAUGGGCGAACAAGCAGGAACAACCCGAUCAAAAGAGUUCCACUGCGUCAGUGCCACAGCUGCCGGAGUUGCAGCCGCAGCUGGCUUUACAGAAAUCUGUCUCCAAUCUUCAGAAGUCCUUACCAGUGGCCAACCAAGAGAACACAAACACAGGUGGACCAAAGCAAUGGGCCCAGCUAAAUGGCAAGGCAGUAGAGCAAGAUGGUUUAAGGGCCUCAAACCGACUUCAGCCCUUCUCUCACGAGGAAUUUCCCACCCUGAAGGCAGCUGGAGAACAGGACAAAGUUGGCAAGGAAAGAAGCGGCUUCGAUCCGUCGUAUGGGCCCGGACCAAGCCUCCGCCCCCAGAAUGUGACGAGCUGGAGGGAAGGUGGUGGCAGGAACCUUCAGCCCUCAUCCCUCAGCCUGCCAGCAGAUGCUGAGGGUAAGACCACUGCCCAGGGUGAGACUGGCACUCCUCCAGUCUCAUCUCUUCCCUCCGCUGCCACCGGUACCAUCUCAGCUAGCGUCGUGACGGCGCAGUCGCCGGCUGUCGACUCCAAGGAGGUUUCACUCCGACCCGCCCAGCCUGUGCGCAGACUUGCCGUCCCUUCUGCCCUUCAGUAUCAGCUCCAUCACACUUCAAAUGCUGUCUACCAUGACAUGUUGCCUGCAUUUAUGUGCUCUAAAGAGACUCGUGAAGCUACUGGUCCAGAUAAUGUUUCUACUACAGUAGCAGCCCCGGCUCGAUUUGACAGCAAACCCACUUUCAGGCAAAGUUUUACCAAAACUGAACUUGUAAAUGGUGACGCGAGAAGAGAGAAUCGCUUUGUCCGUGUCCCUCCUCGACUCUCUUCUCAGCCCAUCCGCAGGCCUGGCGACAGACCACAGCGCCCAGCCAUUAUUAACGCAGACGAUUUGAAGGAUCUUGAUGAUCUUGACAAUGACUGUGAGGACGGAUGGGCUGGACUUCAUGAAGAAGUUGAUUACAGCGAGAAGCUUAAGUUCAGUGAUGACGAAGACGAACAUGCUCCAAGUGACAGAACCAAGAUGUGGAAUGAAUGGGACAAGCGGGACCACCAAUCCUCCUUUAGUUCAGGGGAACAGUCUUAUCCUCAAGAAUCUCCUGAGGACAAUUAUUCUUACCAACAUCACCAUGAGCCGUCCAAGAAGCUCAGCAGCAGAUUUCUCUGCACUGACAGCCAGGCCAUGCAGAAAAACCACAGUGAUCCACUAGCUGACUCAGAUGAUCACCAGCGGCCUCAGAGCCAGGCUCUAGCUAGGGGGAAGUAUGUGACGCCUGAGCGUUCUGAAGCUGUUGAGAGAGCCCGUAGACGUCGGGAGGAAGAAGAAAGACGUGCUCGUGAAGAGCGACUAGCUGCAUGUGCUGAAAAACUCAAGAAGUUGGAUGAGAAGUUUGGGAAGAUUGAAAGACAGGUGUCGAGGACCGAAGAUUGCUCAAAGGAAGCAGAGAGCAAGGAAGUCCCACUUUCCCCAAACCAGGAACAGAGUAAAGGCCAUAACGAAAACUUGCAGUACAGCACAAAAGAUGGAAGUGAUUGUCUGCCAGUCUCCUCUGGCAGUAGUUAUCGUGAUGAGCCAGGCUUCUCCACUCACCGCAGUAGUGAAGAUGAUGGUCAGGAGCCCUCCUCCCCCUCAGAAGACUACAGUGGACGUCAGCUCUCUAAAUCAGUUCCACCCCGCUUCCAAAAGCAGCCACAGCACCACCAGCAGCAGGAGUCUUUGCUUAAAAUGCAGCAUUGGCAGCAGUCAGGACAUCCCACUUCAGGCUCGAGCCAUGCCCAGCGGCGCUAUUAUCCCCCACAUGUUCUCGGGUUUGAUCCUCGCUGGAUGAUGAUGCCACCUUUCAUGGACCCACGCAUGACUCAAGGACGAUCUCCUGUAGACUACUAUCCAGGUUCCGUUCAUUCAUCAGGAAUGGUAAAACCUGCCAUGCAUCAAGACCAUUUAAACAGUCCUGGUUCAGAUGAAGGAUGCCAUUCCAAACUGCAUUUAGAGAAGCGAACUUCAUCCACUGAGCCUUACCAAGUGUGGAAUCAAGAUAGCCACCCACUGCGCAGCUUCACCCCACCUUACCAGAGGCAGCAUGAAAGCGCAAACAGGGGCCAGCCUGGUGACAGCGAUGAUUCCCAUUCUGACCCAUAUGAAGACCGGGCCAGUGAGAGCUUGAGAUACACUCAAGGCAAUCUUCCCCAUCAUGCUUAUCAGAGCCAAGAAUCGGAGAAAGAACGCAGACACCAUGACCAAGGUCUUCUCACCACUGCUCAGAGCCUCUCUCAAAAUUUUCCAGACAGUGAAUGUACUGAUCAAGACCUUAGAGAUAAGCAUUUAAAAGAUGGUCUUGAAAAUCAUAUUGAGACUUUGGAUAACUCUGAAGACAACUGGAAAAGAGAUGGAGGCCUGAAACAAGAUGGGGGUCUUAAUUCCCAGAGUCAGUGGUCUGAGGCCAGUUCCAGCAGCAGCGUCAACCAGCCAUCUGAGACCAUUGGUCGGAUAUUAACUCGCAGAACUGGCCCCAUCAAGAAACCAGUUCUUAAGGCUCUUAAACUGGAAGACAAAGAGAAUGAAAAGCCUAAAUCUGAACCUGAGGAAAAACCUGUGCCCUAUCGCCUGGAGAAGGAAGUCCUUACCAAUGUUUAUGACUUAAAGAAAGAUAACCAGGCUACCAGCAAUAGGCGUCCAGCUUCACCUGUUGCUGAAAAACCGUCUGAAGAAAGGCGGCGCCAGUCACCAGUUCCUACUAAAACAGACAGGCCUCAAAGCACCCAUAGUGACGAUUUCCCAAAGGAAAGCACCUGGGGCACUGGCAAAAGCCAGAUACCUAGAGAUAAUCGGGAAAACCGAGAACCUCAGGCACCACAACGCAAUAAUUGGAUCUUCAUUGAUGAAGAGCAGGCCUUUGGUUCCGUCAGGGGUACAGGUAGAGGUCGCAGCCGAGGCUUUAGGGAAUUCAAUUCUCGUGGUGGAACCCGUGGUGGUCGAGGUGGAGAUACCCUCAGAGGGGCCUAUAAUAAUGGCAAUGGUGUGCUGAGGCCAGCCAGAGGUCGAGCAACACCCAGGGACCUUCUAAAGGCUGAUGAGUAUCAGAGGGGAAGACCUCGCAGGCGAAAUGUUAGCGAGACUUUAAGUGAAGCAUCUGAAUAUGAGGAACUUCCAAAACGACGCAAACAGAAAGGAACUGAGAAUGGAGAAGGUUUGACAGAGUCCGGAGAAGUUCGUAAGGCUGAUAACGACUCUUGGAGAUCCAACAAGAUCUACACAGAUGAGCAUGCAUCAGAUUCCAGAGAAAAGGCCAAGAUGAGGGGCUUUGGAGGCCGCGUUUUGCCUCCCAGGCUGAACAUCAGUGGUAACUACAAUCGAAGCUUUGGGGGAUCCAGAGACAUUUCUACAUGGAGGGGCAGAGGGCCCCAGUUUGGCAACAACAGUGGCUCUGUGCAAGAGAAUGGGUACGGUCCUGGAGUAGAGGCUGCUUAUUCCCGCAGACCACCAAAUGAACGUGAGGCUUUCAAGUACACUCCUAAAUUUACAGGCUCCUUUAUGGAAAAUGGCUCUGAGGACCGUGAGGGAGAAUACUACUUUGAGAAUGAGAACCCCGACAGACAGCUGUUAAGAAGGCGCCGUCCUCCACGUCAGGACAAACCUCCCCGCUUUCGUCGUCUACGACAAGAACAGGAACCUGGAUCAAACCAGUGGACAAGUGAUGAGCACAUAAAUGGAGACUUUGCAAAUCCAUGGUCAAGUCGCACCAAAGGCAGUGGUGAUGACCACUGGCCCAGUGGGCAAUUUUCUGGACAUUCCAGCCAGCAUGGUCACACAGAAGAAUGGGAAACAGGAUCAGACAACAGUGACUUGGGGGAUUGGAAAGAGAAGCGAGGUGGAAGUGGAGGCGUGGCUUCUCAAGGACACAUUGACAUUCCCUCAGAUUCUGGCCACAGUGAACCAGGCUCUGGUGAGAAGAGGGAACUUUCAAAGAGAAGCUUCUCCAGUCAGAGACCACUGGUGGAGCGACAGAACCGGAAAGGAGAGCCAUCAAUCCUGGAAGUAAGCAAGAUGAUACGCACACCUGAUAAUCUCCCCCCUUCAUCUAACCGGAGUGACAGCUGGCAGAAUGGAGGGACUUCUUGCAAAAGGAGCCCAGAUGAGUCUGGACCAGUUUACUGUGUGGAGCCACCGCCAGAGGACAGGGAGCCCAGCGAGCCCUCAGGGAAGAAAUUAGACAAGGAACUGAAACCAGGACCUGUCAAGACUGAGUUGGUUGAAUCUCUCUCCCAGUAUGAGCUCAGUGGUUACUCAAUUGAUGGUGACUCAAGGGGACGAAGUACAAUCCCAGAUGGAUACCAGGAUGCCUUGUUAAAAAAUCAGCGACGUCCACAGGAAGAUGAGAGGAGGAGAAAAGAACAGGCAGCCUCUGUGCUGGUCAAAAGCAGGACAGUUGUCUCUAAGAUACCACCACGCUUUGUCAAAAAGCAAGGAAGCAUGAACAUCGAACAACCUGAGGAAACCAUUUCUUCACCAAACAAUCUAGGAACUGAGAUCUGGGAGACGAACAGUUCAGCUCUUUCAGUCCAGUCUUCAGGAGGAGAUUCGUGGACAAAACAAGUGUCUUAUACCGGUAGUGAACCCAACUCGGAGGAUUCUGAUGCUGGCCCAGAACAGAGUAAAGAACAGCACAAACCAGGGCCCAUCGGAAACGAACGCUCCUUGAAGCACCGUAAAGGCUCAGAAGGUGUUGACAGGCUGGAAAGUGGACCCAUUACUCCUGUCAACGGCGUGGAUCUUCACGUGGACUCGGUGCUGCCGGUGCCUCCGAUAGAGUUUGGUGUUAGUGCCAAAGACUCUGACUUCAGCCUUCCACCGGGCUCCACCUCAGUGCCCGUUUCUGAUCCCGUUAACAAGCUUCAAGCACUUGCUACUGACACAUCUCUAAAUCAGAGUAUUCCUAUGUUGCGUUCCAACCACCUGCAGCCUGGCAUUGGCCUCAACACCAUGUUCCCCAGUGCUGACCUCACACUAAAGAUGGAAUCUGCACGCAAGGCGUGGGAGAAUUCUCAGUCCCUCCCCGAGCAGGGCUCCCCAGGUGGAGGUGUUUCAGGUGCUCAGCCUCCCUGCAGCGCUGGUUCUUCCACUGGUGUCAGCUAUAGCUCUUUUGGGGUUUCCAUGCCUCCGAUGCCGGUUGCAUCAGUGGCACCUUCCAUGUCCAUGCAAGGUAGUCCUAUCCCCCCUUUGUAUAUGGAUGGCCAUGUUUUUUCAAGUCAGCCACGCCUUGUGCCUCCCACUAUGACCCAGCAGCAGACCUAUACACAGGCAGCUGCAGCCCAGCAGAUACCCAUCUCUUUACACACAUCUCUUCAGGCUCAGGCUCAGUUGGGGCUUCGAGGAGGCCUGCCUGUCUCUCAGUCUCAGGAGAUGUUCAGCUCCAUCCCUCCGUUCAGGUCCCAGGUUUACAUGCACCCCAACUUGUCACAGCCAAGUCCCAUGGUGCUGUCCGGUGGAGGUCCUCUCAAAGGACCUUACUCAGCUUUUCCUGGUAUGCAGCCUUCAGACUUGGUGAAACCACAGUCAGGCUCACACUAUCAGCCUUUGAAUGGCAGCCAGCAGCUAAUGUACGACAGCCAGAUGAACCAAGGGCCCGGAAUGGGUUCUUCACAACUGAUGGACUCCCAGCUCAUUCAGGUGACUAUGCCCCUUCCUGGCUCUCAACUGCGCUACGGUUCAGCUCAGCAGCUUCUUCUCCCGCAGUCAAUUCAGUUGCAGCAGGGACAGAAUCUGUCAGUAGGAGCUCCACGCCGAAUGUUGCCACCCGGCUCCCAGCCUGCUGUCAUGACUGGCAGCAGAGAGGGCUCACAGAUGGAAAUGAAAGGUUUCCAGUUCUCUGAAAAGCCCAAUCAUUCCCCGGGUCUAUCUGGAGGUUCCUACAGACCUGGUUCUGCUAGCCCAAGCGGGAAGCCCUCUGGCCCUGGUGGACCUGUGGUACCUCUGCCUGCUCAUUUUACUCAGCAGGUUUCACCAGCUCAAGGCAGCAUGGUAAUGCACAUGCGCCCACCCACUGGUCCUUUCCCCAAUCCCAUUCAGAGACCUGUCAUGCAGGUCAACAAGCCCGUCAUUAUCCGUUCCCCCCUUUACCCUAAUCCUGGCCGUGACCCUUCCCAUUCUACCCCUCCUUUAGUCCCUGAGCCCCCAGUCAAAGGGCCAGAGGAUGGCAUGAAGGUGAGCCACCCCCUGUAAAUAUAGAGUAAGACAUUGCGAGAAAUGCGCAAGGCAGUGAGGGAGGGCACGUCGCCAUCCGGGGGCUUGACCAGCAAACUCCAGGAGCCCCUAACCUCCACGGGUCAAGCCAAACCAGCACGCACUGGAGCCAUCAAACCCCAGGCUGUCAAAGUGGAGGAGGGUAAGGCGUAACAAUGGACCUUAAAAUCCUCAUCGCAGCCGAGCCUGCCAACACAAAGCUGCUUGACCGAUGGCCGAGCCGCUCUAAACCCAGCUGAUCCCGAGGCUCCAAGGCAAGGGGCACACACAGGCUUCUUGGACUUCCAGAACUGGACACUAUUAUGUCACCCCGAGUAUAGAGAUAUAUAAAUAUAAAAUAUAUAAAUAUAUAUAUAUUACACAUACACACAGACCAUCUUUUAUUCAGAUCUCUUUGCGUUUCUCUUUAAUUUAUUAUUAGACCCUUUUAAAGAAGAGAUUAGUUCAGAGAGACCAGAUGCUUUGUGAUUUUCUUGGUAAGCGGAGAAAAUAAAAAAAAAACUCACAUGGUUCACUUUUCAUACUGUUUUCUGCCAAACUGUAUUCACUUCCUGUAUAUGAACUGUAGCCCUCAGAUCCAGAACCUUGAGAUAAAUGUACUUUGAAAAGCAGAGCGUUAUUAUUAUUAUUUUUUUUAACUACGUUGAAAUGCAGUGGGGCACGUUUGUCAUUUUCGUUCAGACUUUGCUGGUAAAUAAAAGUUGACUUCAUGACCACCCAUUCAAGCCACA